Cutaneotrichosporon cavernicola is the source of this 6402-nucleotide messenger RNA. RefSeq lists its product as uncharacterized. The transcript is spliced from 11 exons. Gene Ontology annotation, molecular function: RNA helicase activity. Gene Ontology annotation, biological process: nuclear-transcribed mRNA catabolic process, nonsense-mediated decay. Bases 1 to 6402 code for a protein of 2133 amino acids. Gene Ontology annotation, cellular component: cytoplasm. NCBI's taxonomy places the organism in Eukaryota, Fungi, Basidiomycota, Tremellomycetes, Trichosporonales, Trichosporonaceae. The record is from RefSeq and is a predicted model, not a curated record.
AUGUCGACCCCAACACCAGCUGAGGUCGAGGCCAUUCUCGACCGCCGAAAGGGACGGCACGAUACGCCACUCGACACCGACCUCGCACCAGUCUACACCUUUCUCCUUGGGGACAAGAGUGACGAUGUCGUGCCGCACUGGUUCUGCUCCCAGGCAGGCGAGGUGCAUCGCCGCGCCGCGACGUACCUCAUCGUCCUGUUUGCUUUCAAGCAGCAGGGGACAAGCAAGACGUGGAUCGAGACGUUGGCAAAGGUCGUCAAGUCGUGUGCUAAGUGUGCGCGCGCGUUCGCGUCAGCACGGCGAACCUGGGAGCGGCUUUACUUCUCGGCGUACCCCUCUGCCACAAGACAGAACUUCGCCAAGGUUGUCGACAAAUGGCAAGCCAGCCUGAUAUCACCGCAUCUCGAGCUGGGCGGCAUGUUCGACCUUCCCCCAGCGCUCCUCCAGCUGGCGUUCAAUGAGCCCGCAGUCCUCGUUAUACCAGAGAUCGCAGAAGCAUUCGACGUGGCUCUUGUCGCGUCGACAGGGCGUACGUCCGUGGCCGACCUCUACCUCUCCGCCGGACUCGUCAAUCUCCUCUCAUCACCCAUGCCCGAGCGGCGGCAAUGGGCGCGCAUCCAGAUCGCGUUCAUCUCGCACAAGCCGCUGUGCUUUGAGGACUUCCGAAAUAGCGGCGUCGGUGCAGAGGUGCUCGCCCUACUCGGAACCACCUUUUCCGGCUCUCAGACCGAGCUCUUCUCCUCCGUGCAGGCACUCGUGUCCACUGACCGCCUGGGACCCGAUGCGAUCCAGCGCGGCCUCCUUGAAGGGCGGUACACGCAUGACGCAGCGCGUCCAGACAAGUCCGUCAUGGCCUUCGUCGCCCGCCAGCUCGGCACACCAUCGGAUACCUUCCCCGCCGUCCUCGAGCUCUUUACCUCCCUCCUCAUCAUGUCCCCAACCCACCAUGCUUGGGCUUUCGAUACGUCCCCCGAGCUACCCCACACACUCUUCUCUGAGAUCAAGAGAAACUCGUCUUUCGAUGCCCUCGUCGCUGACACCCGGCCCUCGAACCCAAAGGGCAAGAGCAGGGAAGGUGCUGAGGAAGCCGGGCCGUUGGCCUUCAUCACUCCUUUCCUCUUGUCCGUUCUCGAUGCACAGCGAACAAAGGAAGGCUCGGGGUUCUCGGAGGCACUGGCCAAGGUUAUGGGCUACUGCUUCGCCGAAAUGCAGCACGACCGGCUAGACAUCCAGGUCCGCGCUGCCGUUGCGGAGGCAGGCUUCAAGGCUCUAGCGGUGCUGCAGGAGAAGGUUGCCGGCAACGAUCUGGGUAUCGCAGCUCUCGCGUCCGCGCUCGACGUGCACUCCAGCUUCAUUGCGCGCGUCGCGUUCCACAUAAAGGCCGACCAGGGAUGGUCGUCGGCGCGCGAGGCGGCACGUUCGCUCGUCACUCUCGUAUUCAAAGCGGAUGGCCGCGAGGUGAUGGAGAGCGUCCUUGGCCUCGCCACGGUCGCCAUGAACGAGCGCCGCCGGCUGAAGCGCGAGCGGCGAGCCAAGCAGGGCCAACCCGUCUCAAAGGCAGUCUCCGUCGACAAGCUCCAUCGUGCCUCGAUCCGACGCGAACUAUGGAAGGCUGCGUACGAUGCCUUAGACCCAACAGACAUCGCGGGAUUGGCCCUCAUCAUGGCCGCCGUAGCGCCGUUGGCGCACAUCGAGGAGCUCAACCUGAACGACGCAUGGAACCCCGAGGAUCUCACCAAAGUCGUCCAACCACCAGAGUGGAAAGCGAGUGUGCGCGCCGUCAACUUGGCGCUCAAAACUGUCCGCACUGACUUUGCGCGAGUUGUCGAGUCAAUGGCAGCGCAGCUCGAUCCUCUUAUACUCGGCUCGCUAUGGGAGCUGUCAGGCGUCGCGCAGUCUGUCAUGGUGCUCCUCCUCUCACCAGUUGAGUCGAUACACGACCCAGUGAUCAAUUUGAUCCAGCAGUCCUUCACCGACGUCGAUGAUCGUGGCGACUGUAUCCACACACUCCUCAGCAAGUACUCGGUGGAGGCCAUGGACGGCCUCUAUACCUUCCUUUCAGCGUUCAUUCAGACCGCACGGAUGGUUCCAGAAGCCGUAGGGCUUGCCAAGUGGCUUGUGCGCUGCUUCACGGACGUCAUGGACGCUCUGUGUGAGGCGGCAGGUCUGUCACCGGCCCUACUCCAGACGGACUCGUUCCUGUCCAAAUACGCUAAUAACCGGCGCAUGACGCGCCGUGUGAGUGACCUGUGGCAGCUCAUGACGGACUCGCUCGCCCUCAUCUUCAGGCGUACCUCUGACUGGGCACCAUUCUACGACAACGAGGUCAUGGUCGACUGGAUGCGCGACGCGCUCAUCUUCGGCCGCAUGAUCACAGACAAUAUCCGGAUCUUCGAGUCUGCCAUCUUGAGCCACACACAGGUGCGACAGGACGACCCGGCGGAGUCGCCAGCACGCGUGUCCCAAGUCGGCAAGACGCUUGCCCAGAAGCUCCAGGUCGUGCUUGCCGAUCUCGUCGGGUGGCUGCGUCUGACUGACGCGGAAACGCUCCACCAGGCAUUCGAGCUCAUUAAGACCAUUCUCGGUCGCGUUAGCAAGUCGAAGCCGGACCUCAGCAGCAAUCCGCAGCUUGAAAGCGCGCUUGUCGAGCUGGACAAGUUCUGUCGCCGCAUCUCGAAUGCGUACAGGAGUCGCAUCACUGACGACAUGCUGUCAGAGCUGUCCGAGCUUGUCAACCAGUUCGACCUUCCUAUGGACGAGAUCCAGUUCAUCAAGGAGGUCAAGGCGACAUCGCCCGAGGCUAUGAGCUCUGAUGUCGAGCCUGUGUCCUCGAAGCUUCGGGCAGUUGCCGGCAAGGACAUGCGUCAAGAGCGACGCGACGUCAAGCCGUCGGUACCGGUGACACAGCAGAAGAACGCCUUCGCCGUGAUGAUGAAGAAGGCGGGCGGGACGUACUCCCCGUCGGAGGGCCCCAGCCGUCCCAGACACGCCAAGCCGACCAAGCCGCGCCAGAUGACGUUAGACGAGUUUGAGGAACAAGACGACUUUCUCGAGAGCUUAUCUGCCAACGACCUGGACAUUCUCGAGCGUCGUGCUCAAAACACGAGCUCCAGGCGCGUCGAGGCACCGAAACCCAAGCCCAAGGAGAAGCUUCAAAUCAAUGUUGUGCCGCAAAAGUUCUACCCGGAGAAGAGGCCGCCUUCAUCGUCGGCUUACAAGUCCAAGUUCAUGCGCGACUUGAGCCGUGAGCACAAGGCUCAGAUCAUUGAGCAACGCCGCGGCGCUCCUCCUGUCACACGUCUACCGAACGCUGCUGCAAUCGGCACUGGUAUCGGUGCGUACACGGGGCCGCCGAAACCUGCCGCCAAGCCAGCUCCAGCGUCGUCGGAUACGAGCGACUCGGACUCGUCCUCGGACGACGACAACAAGGGUCUCACGGCGUUGCUAGCACGCCAGAAGGGCGUGCUGAAGCCGGCCACCAAGGUCGCGGCACCGCAGAGGUUCAAGAUCAGUGAGUCCCGGCCCAUCAAGAUGCUAGGGGCGGGUGUGGUUGACCUCAUGCGUGAGCGUGAGGCUCAGCGCAAGAGAGCCCAUGCGAUGCGCAUGCGUCUCCGCCCAGACAUGACGCCACUGUAUCGGUUCGUCCUUGGCUGGGACCCAGCGCAUACUGGCACGUCGCCUCGGUACCCGGAGAAUGUAGAAGCUCAGCUCGGGCCACUCCAAUCAGUGCCCACGACCUUCGCGAGUCCGGAGCAUUACGACAAGGUCAUGCUGCCCAUGUUCCUUCAGGAGUUAUGGGCACAGUUCAUCAAGGACCAGCCGUCUUCCGGCAGUGUGACCGUGGAGGUUAUGCAGAAGGACUACGAGGACGACUUUAUCGACUUACAGGCUGUCGUUGCUGGUAACCUGCCACCCAUGUUCAGCUUGAACGACUCGGACGUUGUCACCAUCCAACCCCAAACACCCGGCGGGCGGCAGGUGUUUGCCAAGGUCAUGGUAUUCCAGCGCCGCUUCAAGGAGGUGUCCAUGAAGUUGCGCAUCCUGGGCGGGAUGGACCCGAACGUAGGGGUCAAAGGCAAGCUGUUACUGCAGAAGCGCUCAGCACUUGGCACUGCCAUGCGCGAGUUUGGCGCGCUGCGUGGUCUGCCGUAUUACGAGCCUGGUAUCCUUCGAGACAUACUUGGCGCGCGGAGCGCAGUCACACCUGAUGUCUCUGAGGGCGACAUUGAGGACGCCAUGGGCAAGUUCCAGGUCAACGAGCCGCAGGCAAAGGCGAUCCUCGGUGCAUUUGCCGUCCAGGGCUUCGCACUUAUCCAGGGUCCACCGGGUACGGGUAAGACGAAGACGAUUAGCGGCCUGGUGGGAAAGUUCCUCUCCGAGCGCAACAUGCCGAUCGCUUCGCACGCGGAUGCUCCUGUCAAGACCAAGAUUCUGGUAGUUGCACCGAGUAACGCGGCCAUCGACGAAGUGUGCAAACGUCUCAUGGACGGGGUACCGUCAGCACAGGGCGGCCGUAUCCACCCCAAGGUCGUCCGUAUCGGUGUCGAGUCGUCCGUCAACGUCGCCGUUAAGGACGUCUCACUCGACAACAUUGUCGAGGCGCGCGUCAACGACGAGUCGCAACGGCGUGAUGGUGGUGGCUCCGAGCUCACGCGUGUGCAGACUGAACUCGACGCUGUCAAGAACCAGAUCAAGGAGAAGCAGCUCGAGAUGUCCCGCGUGCAGGGCAACGACCAGAAGCUCAAGGAGAUCGAAACCGAGCUGCAUUCCCUCAACGCGAAACGUACUAAACUCGGUCAGCAGCAGUCGCGUGCCAAGGACGCCGCACGUGACGCCACCCGUCACCUGAACGGUGCUCGUCGUGCGGCGCGCGAUGCCGUGCUCAAGGAGGCGGACAUCAUCUGUGCAACGCUUUCCGGUUCCGGCCAGGAGGUGCUCUCAGCCUACCAGUUCGAGACGGUCAUCAUUGACGAGGCGGCCCAGGCGAUCGAGAUGAGCUGUCUCAUUCCCCUCAAGUACGGUGCUAAGCGGUGCAUCAUGGUCGGAGACCCCAACCAGCUUCCACCCACCACGUUCAGCGUCGAAGCCGACAAUAACAAGUUCAACCAGAGCCUGUUCGUCCGCAUCGCGCAGAACAAGGGCUCGCACAUGAAUCUUCUCAGCAUCCAAUACCGUAUGCACCCCGAGAUCUCGGAGCUGCCGUCCAAGCUGUUCUACAGCAGCCGGCUGAAGGAUGGCCCAAGGAUGGCGGAGAAGACGGCGGCGAUUUGGCACAAGACCCCAAUCUUCGGGCCGUACCAUUUUGUCAACGUCAAUGGCCACGAGACGAAGGCGGGUACAUCCACACGCAACACGGACGAGGCCAGGGCUGCUGUCGACCUGUACCGCAACCUCGAGUUCCAGUACGGCAAACGCAUCGACUUUACGAUGCGCAUCGGCGUGAUCACCAUGUACAAGGAGCAGCUCAACGAGCUCAAACGACAGUUCCGGAACGUGUUCGGCGAGGAGAUCGUUGAGAAGAUUGACUUCAACACUGUAGACGGUUUCCAGGGCCAGGAGAAGGACAUCAUCAUCCUCUCGUGUGUCCGUUCCGGACCGAACCUCACGACCAUCGGUUUCUUGAAGGACUUCCGCCGCAUGAACGUCGCUCUGACGCGUGCCAAGUCGACGUUGUUUGUGCUGGGGAACGCUUCGACGCUCGAGCGCAGUGACCAGCGGUGGAACACGAUUGUCAAUGACGCACGCGAGCGUGGUCUCCUUGUUGAUUACGACUCGACCCUGUUCUCCGACCCCAAGCGUGUCCUCGCUCCCCCCAACGGGAAGUACAAAUCGCGCCAGGUGACACCCGAGGGUGCGACUAUCAUCCCGAAGGUCGGCACGGUCAAGGACCUCGAUCGACCUGACCAGAAGCGCAAGUUUUCUCAAGAAGUAGAGCUGGCAAGCAAGAAGCCCCGCAUCCCCGGCUUGGACAUCGGCGGAUACAAGUCCUCGAAUGACAGCUCGAAGAAUGGCUCCACCAGCCCGUCGAAGAAUGUCUCGGCAACCGCGUCCCGCUUAUCGUCUCCCGCCGACCGGUCUUCACCGGCUCUACCAUCAUCACGAGGCGCAUCUUCACCCCCGCCCGCACCCGGUCGGCAACUGCCAGCGCAUCCAUCUCUCCCUGCACGUCCAGGUUACCCUGUGAACACAUCACUCGCUCCGCGCCCUCCCGGUAUCGCUGGCCCAUCCGCUGGCGGUCCCGUUCGUCCAAGGCCUCCCAAGCGGCCCGCUGGCGAGGACGCUCUGUUCAUCAAGAAGAAGAAACCCGUUCAACGCCCUGGAGGCGGCGCACGCCCAGUCAACGUGCGUGCACUCAUCAACAACGACGUCGCGAACGGCCCGCGCCCACCGCGUCCGUCCUAA